AUGAUCACGAGGAGAGGAGAGAUGUUGCUUGGUCUCAAUUGGAUUUUACUGCUUUACCCAACAACGGAGUUCCAGGUUGCACAUUCUCGUUGUAUUGGACGUUUGUUUUCGACGGUCCACGAUGAUGAUACCAAUCACAAUCAAUUGAGUAACAACGAUCAAGAUAGACCCCUUCCGUGGAUGAACUGUGGCGUGCUCAUUUCAUCUUUUAGUGACGGUGUGAUGCCAAAUGAAGAUGCACAGAUAUUUUUGCAGCGCGGACUAGUAAAUGCUCUUUUACUGGAAGAACGGCAUCGACUGGAACAUGCAGUUAAAGCCUCGGCGAUCCAAAGUCCAUGUUGCGGACCCGAUGUUACGGUAUUGGACCGUUUGCAAGAUGUUGACAGACGUAUAGAGCAAGUCGAGAAGUACGCCACUCCUCUCGAUCUCUUGAAUGCGCACGAGCCGGUCUCCAUUCGCCUCCUUUAUAUUCCUACCGCUAUGUAUGCUAUACGAUCAAAUUCUGAGAAUACGCCUGGCAAACAACGGCAACGCGCUCGGGCAGACGGAAAGAAGCGAAGGACGCGCAUAGUGGAUGUUUUGAAAGAGCUAAUUCCGACUGAAAAUACAACGAUCUUGGCAGCGACUCUCGAUUUCGACGACGGCUCGGUCAAACAAACGGAAGGAGCGGCUAGUCAAGCGGUGUUUCCACAAAGCGGGAAAGACGCAAUGCGUGAUUGGGAACCUCAUAUUAUAUAUGUGGAAGGAGGGAACACCUUCUGGCUUUAUCAUUGUAUUGAAAAAGGACACUGGAACGAAGAUCUGGUGAGAUAUUGUACCGGCCCGCGACAAGGCGUAUAUUGUGGCUCUAGUGCUGGUGCUAUAGUAGCGGGGGCGUCCAUUGAAACGGCUUGCUGGAAAGGAUUGGACGAUCCAACUGUCGUUCCGGGUAGGAAUGGUUACAAAGAUUGGAAAAACGUUACGGGUUUGCGCUUAGUCGGCGCUACUUCGAUCUUUCCACACAUGGAAGACCGGUGGGCAGAUACCGUACGGGAAAAACAAGAAAAGCUGCGCGAACCAGUUCUUUGUUUACGCGACGAUGAGGCGCUUUGUGUGUCUGGCCAUAAGCAAUUGGCAUACGUUACAAAGGGAGCGCAAAUAGCAAGCUGA
This is a messenger RNA of Phaeodactylum tricornutum CCAP 1055/1, 1149 nucleotides long. RefSeq lists its product with no specific name. Bases 1 to 1149 code for a protein of 382 amino acids. Gene Ontology annotation, biological process: proteolysis. The transcript has a single exon. Gene Ontology annotation, molecular function: serine-type peptidase activity. Lineage: Eukaryota; Bacillariophyta; Bacillariophyceae; Surirellales; Neidiaceae. The record is from RefSeq and is a predicted model, not a curated record.